AUGAAGGGGCUCUUUUCGCCUCGCCGCGGCAAUGGGGCUCCCACCAAUCUUGCGCCCGCGCCCGCGCCAAAGAAGGACCUUCAAACGCCACAAAUAUCCCCUCUAGAAAAGCGUCUGCAGGACAUGGGCCCGAUCCGGGGUGACGGGAGUGACAAGUUCUUCGGCAUGGAGAAUUGCCUCUAUUACUCCGUUCCCUUCCGCGAGGCCGUGAUCAACUACCCGCAGCGGACCCCGGUUGAGACCCUCGAGGCGGCCAUGGCUCAGAAUCUCAAAUUCCAAAACCCCAACGCGCACCUCGAAGCCGAGGCCCUGGCGGCCAAGCAGAAGGCAGCCGCAUCGGCGCCGUCGGCGCGCCAAGCGGGCGUCACUCCAAAUCAGCCGCAGAAGCCCGAAGACAAAGAUUCACCCGAGUACAAGAAAAAGGUCGCGCUCCAGACCUUGCCAUUGAUGGACACUAAGAGCAAUGCGGAGAGCUAUGGCAUGUCUGAGUCUCUGUUCACGUCGCUCAAGGACAUCUUUGAGUCACUUGUCGCCAGUCAGACGCGCAUUGGCGUGACUCGACCACAGCAGUUCCUGGAGGUCUUGCGCCGGGAGCACGAGAUGUUCCGGACCGCCAUGCAUCAGGAUGCCCACGAGUUCUUGAACUUGCUGCUCAAUGAAGUCGUGGCGAAUGUGGAGGCGGAGGCGACGAAACAGGCCUUCAGUGACAAGGCCAUCCCCCCACCCCCAUCGGAAAGCGCCGAAUGGGUGCAUGAGCUCUUUGAGGGAACGUUGACCUCCGAGACCAAGUGCCUGACCUGUGAGAAGGUCUCACAGCGCGACGAAGUCUUCUUGGACUUGUCCGUCGAUCUGGAACAGCACUCUUCCGUCACGGCCUGUCUGCGAAAGUUUUCCGCCGAGGAGAUGCUCUGCGAGCGCAACAAAUUCCACUGCGACAACUGCGGUGGUCUGCAAGAGGCCGAGAAGCGCAUGAAGAUCAAGCGUCUGCCACGGGUGUUGGCUCUCCAUCUGAAACGCUUCAAAUACACCGAGGACCUGCAGCGACUACAAAAGCUCUUCCACCGGGUCGUCUACCCUUACCAUCUGCGUCUGUUUAAUACCACGGACGAUGCAGAGGAUCCCGAUCGGCUGUAUGAGCUGUACGCCGUCGUGGUUCACAUUGGCGGUGGGCCGUACCAUGGUCAUUACGUGGCAAUUAUUAAGACGGAGGAUCGUGGCUGGUUGCUCUUUGACGACGAAUUGGUCGAACCGGUCGACAAAAACUACGUUCGCAAUUUCUUCGGGGACAAACCAGGCCUGGCUUGCGCCUACGUGCUCUUUUAUCAAGAAACGACGCUCGAAGCUGUGAUGCGAGAACAGGCACAGGAGGAUGCCGCGACGGGUGCGGCGGCUGCCGCAGCGGCGGCGGCCGUCGAGACCGGUGACCUGGGAAAGUCCAACGGGUACUUGGCAUCGCCCAACAAUCUAAUGCAAGUCCACAGUGCCAGUUACAUCCCCUCCGACGAGCCACACCGCCUUCUCCCUAUCAGUAAGACGACAACGGCACCCCAGCUGGAGCCUCAUUAUGAGCAGGCCGAAUCCGAUGCAUCUUCUCACCAGCACCAUGUGCUGCCAUCUCAGGCCCCCCUGCCGCCGGUGCCAGAUGAGCGACUGCCGAUCCUGACGGCGAAAAAGAGCGAUGUGCAAUCGAAGAAGGAAAAGGCCCGAGAGGAGAAGGAACGUCGAGCAGCGGAAAAGGAGCGGGAGAAGAGCGAAAAGGCCCGCCGCAAAGAGGUCGAACUGCAGCACCAGCUGGACGUCAAGCGGGAAGCGGACGAACUGCGACGUGCAAUUGAGGCGAGCAAGGCGGAUGCGCCGUCCGAUCAAGGCGAGAAUGGCUCCCCGCGCAAGUCAUCCAGCUUCAAUUUCCUUCGACGUGGCAGCCGGAGUCUGAGUCACCGUCUCAGCAAGGAUAAGGAUUCCCGUGGCUCCGUGUCAGACCUGGCGCCGCUGACGGUACCCGAGACCCCAGUCAGCGAAGACGCGGCGACGACGGACCCGGAGCCCUUUUCGCCUCGAGAUCCUCUGUCACCGAAAGAUGCGUCGCCGGGUUCCCGGCCAUCACUGGCUUCGCGUGUGACGAUGACUCCUCCGAUUCUCAAGGAGGUGAAGGAGAUUAGAAACGAGAAGGCUGGCCAUACACACCGAUGGCGGUCUCUCAGCUUCAGAAAGACGUCAUGA
Molecule: messenger RNA, 2220 nt
Organism: Penicillium oxalicum
Lineage: Eukaryota; Fungi; Ascomycota; Eurotiomycetes; Eurotiales; Aspergillaceae
Gene: creB
Exons: 4
Coding region: 1-2220 (739 amino acids)
Biological process (GO): protein deubiquitination
Cellular component (GO): cytosol; nucleus
Molecular function (GO): cysteine-type deubiquitinase activity; cysteine-type endopeptidase activity
Source: RefSeq, a predicted model, not a curated record